ACAGAUUGAUUUUAUCGAAAAGCAAAAGCCUAACCAACCAUGGCCUAGAAUAAUAUUGGUUAACCAAUGAAGGAGAGAAAUGGCCAUCGCAAACACGCAUGAAAAAUUGGGACAACAGAGUAAACGAAACCGUACGUGGCACUCCCUUCUCCGGGUAUAUAAACUAGUCUAAAACCGAUUUUAAGCCGUCAGUUGUUCAACUUAUCAACUUCAACUAUCAUCAUGAAGCUAUUUAUCAUCGCCGCUGUCUUGGCCGUUGCUGCCGCUGCUACAUCCAGCUACAAGCCGGAGUACAAGCCACCCACCUACUCGGCACCGGCCUAUUCCAAACCAGCCUACUCUGCCCCAACCUACUCUGCCCCAACCUACUCUGCCCCAGCCUACUCUGCCCCAGCCUACUCUGCCCCAGCUUACCCCGCACCUGCCUACUCUGCCCCAGCAUACAAGGAUAACAAAUACGCCGACAUCACCAUCACCAGUCAAUCUGAUGAGCGCAACCUCGAUGGCAGCAGCCAAUGGAGCUCCGCCCAGUCUGACUACACCACCCGCGAGGAAUCCCAAGUCCAGAAGAAGAUGCAAGGAGUCAAGUACGACUCUUACGGUAAAGCCACAUACGAGGAUGUUAUGGGCAACACCAACAAGGGAUCUUCCUACUGGGUUUCCCCCGAAGGCCAGAAAUUCACUUUGACCUGGGUUGCCGAUGAUGCCGGAUUCCAGCCCAAGGGUGACCACUUGCCCGUUGCCCCCGUCCAUGUCUACGAACUUCCAGUUGCCCCUGUCCAUGAGUACGAACUCCCCGUUGCCCCCGCUCUUCCCUACAAACGCACUGGAGCUGGAUAUUAAGUGCAGUCGCAUAUUUAUUAAUAGCAGAUAGUUUAAGUGUUUCAUGUCAAUGACUAUUAGAACAAUGUAAAAAUUUAUUGAUUGAGAAAACGAUAAACGCAAAUUUUCUUUUUCUUAA
Messenger RNA from Daphnia pulex (common water flea), 961 nucleotides. RefSeq names its product endocuticle structural glycoprotein SgAbd-8-like. Gene Ontology annotation, cellular component: chitin-based extracellular matrix. Lineage: Eukaryota; Metazoa; Arthropoda; Branchiopoda; Diplostraca; Daphniidae. Bases 223 to 843 code for a protein of 206 amino acids. Gene Ontology annotation, molecular function: structural constituent of chitin-based larval cuticle. The transcript has 3 exons. The record is from RefSeq and is a predicted model, not a curated record.